This is a messenger RNA of Patiria miniata (bat star), 1365 nucleotides long. RefSeq names its product plexin-B-like. The record is from RefSeq and is a predicted model, not a curated record. Gene Ontology annotation, molecular function: protein binding; semaphorin receptor activity. Bases 1 to 1365 code for a protein of 454 amino acids. Gene Ontology annotation, biological process: regulation of GTPase activity; positive regulation of axonogenesis; regulation of cell migration. Gene Ontology annotation, cellular component: semaphorin receptor complex. The transcript has 2 exons. NCBI's taxonomy places the organism in Eukaryota, Metazoa, Echinodermata, Asteroidea, Valvatida, Asterinidae.
AUGGAGUCUCACAGGAGCCGCAACCCCGUCUUGUGGAUAGUUCUUCUGUCUUGGAUCAUCAUCUGCGUACAUUUGUUAACCACAUCUGCUCAGUAUCUCAGAGACCUGUCAGACUAUGAGUUGGCCAGCUUUGACAAUCCUGAUGUUUUGGAUGAACCCCAAAGACGUGCAUCAAAGUUCAACCACUUUACCUUGAGUGACCAUGGUGAUGUGUUUGUUGGAGCUGUCAAUUGGUUGUACAGGUUGGACAGGAGUUUGGCAGAGAUGCAGAAUGUUUCAACCUGUGAUGACAGCAGGCCGUGGAGUGUGGCCCCCUGUCACCUUACAAAUAACUACAACAAGAUACUGGUAGUUGACAGUACCCGGCCGAACAGUUUGAUAACCUGUGGUGGUGUGUAUGAUGGUAUUUGUCAGUUACGACAGUUACAGGAUAUCAGGAACGUGAUGAUGGAGUCGGUUCCUAACGUUGCAGGGUUUGAGGAUGCAUCUACUGUUAGUCUGAUUGCUCCAGGAAGAGAUGGACAACAACUGCUCUAUGUGGCUGUUACGUUUACCAGGGAAAAUAUUGGAGAUCACGGAAACUUCCUAGCAAUUACAAGAAGACGCCUUGACAGCAAUUCCUUUUUAUCAGUAUCAUACUUUGAGGAUACGGUCUCUUACAAUAACAGGGCAUAUGUGGGCUUUUAUACCAUAAAGUAUGUUAUGCCUUUUGAGCAUUAUGGAUUCACAUAUUUCGUUGCCUCCCAGAAGGAGGAUUUGAAUUCUGCGCACUUUGUUUCAAAGAUCAACAGAGUAUGUCAGGUCGGUCUAAACCUAGACGCUUACACAGAAAUUACCCUACAGUGCAGUGGAUCAAAUGGCAGUGCGUACAGCUUGGUGCAAGCAGCUCACUUUGGACCAGCAGGACCUGAUCUAGCGGCAUCAUUGGGUCUCCAUGCAGACGAGCAGGUGCUGUAUGCUGUGUUUGCCAAGAACCAAGGAGCUCCGGGUACCAGUGAUGUCCCCACCGAUCACUCAGCAUUGUGUGUGUACAGGAUGACGGAUAUCUUGGAUGCCUUCAAAGAAGCAGUGCGGGGAUGUAUUCAGGAUGGAAAUGCGUACUCUGUUUACUAUAUAGAGGGUUCUUUUUGCAGUAGUUUCGGGAUUGACAUUCUGGAUCGCUAUUUCUGCAUACCCGUGACCAAUGAUGCUACUCAAACGCGAUUAUUCCAGUACGCCAAGGGCAUUGACCCCGUUCCAUCCACGGCAAUUCUAGAGCUGCCUGGUACUCUCAUGUCAUCAAUCAUAACCACAAUAGAAGUCAACCACACCAUCGCUUUAAUCGGAACAUCGAGUGGAGAUCUACUCAAGGUGAUUUCUUCCUAA